CUAACAGGAAGCUGGGUUAUUCCCAACUGCCGGUGAUCUCAAACAGACUCUGAGGCUCCUUCUUUGCUCCAACAGACAGCAGCGUCUUUAGGCUGGAUAAUAGUCAAAUUCUUAGCUCCCUCUUUCACUGCUAGUAAGAUCAGAUUGCAUUUCUUUCAGUAUUCUUCAAUCCCCAGUUUGUUGAUCUGUUUCUAAAAGAAGAAGUAGAGAAGAUAAAUCAUCUCUUCAAUACCUGGAAGGAAAAAGAAAAUAACCUCAACUCCGUUUUGAAAAAAAAAACCAUUCCAAGAACUUUCAUCAGAGAUUUUACUUCCUCCCUUGGGAUAUUAUGUCCUUUCUUAGUUGGAACAAUCAGUUGUUAGUAAGAACACCAUGACCCAUAACAGAAGUCCCAGUGCUGCAAUACUACUUUCCCAAUUGUUCCAUCUGAUGGACCACAGGUCUCUGUGUAGACUUAGAGAUAUUGCAAGGAACUCCCCAGUCAACAUGUGGGCAUAGACUAACCUUCUCUGAGAGCUGGAUUCAUGAACAUAUUAAGGAGCCUUCUCACUGUCAAAUGUAACAGAGAAUGUUUCAUGGGCAAGCAAACAAGAUGACUAAAAAUUUUUAGAUGGUUUGCACAAUGAAGAAAGUACAUGCACUUUGGGCUUCCAUAUGCCUGCUGCUUAAUCUUGCCUCUACCCCUCUUAAUGCCGAUUCUGAGGAAGAUGAUGAAUACGUAAUUAUGACAGACACUGAGUUGCCAGCACUGAAAUUUAGGCAUACAUUUUGUGCAUUUAAGGCGGAUGAUGGCCCAUGUAAAGCAUGGAUGAAGAGAUAUUUCUUCAAUGUUUUCACUCGACAGUGUGAAGAAUUUAUAUAUGGGGGAUGUGAAGGAAAUCGGAAUCGAUUUGACAGUCUGGAAGAGUGCGAAGAAACGUGUGCCAUAGGUAACGGAAAGAUGAUAAAGACAACAUUGCAAAAUGGAAAGCCAGAUUUCUGCUUUUUGGAAGAAGAUCCUGGAAUAUGUCGAGGUUAUAUUACCAGGUAUUUUUAUAACAAUCAAACAAAACAGUGUGAACGUUUCAAGUAUGGUGGAUGUCUGGGCAAUAUGAACAACUUUGAGACACUGGAAGAAUGCAAGAACACCUGUGGAGACACUUUGAGUGAUUAUGGAACUCAGGUCCAUGCUGUGAAUAACUCCCUGACUCCACAAUCAACCAAGGCUCCCAGACUUUUAGGCUGGAGCACAGUGGCUCAAUCUCAGCUCACUUGGAACCUCCACCUUCGGAGUUCAAGUGAUUCUCCUGCCUCAUCCUCUCUAAUAGAUGGGACCACAGAAUUUCAUGGUCCCUCAUGGUGUCUCGAUCCAGCAGACAGAGGACUGUGUCGCGCCAAUGAGACCAGAUUCUACUACAAUUCAGUCAUUGGGAAAUGCCGCCCAUUUAAGUACAGUGGAUGCGGGGGAAAUGAAAACAAUUUUACUUCCAAAAAAGAAUGUCGGAAGUCAUGUAAAAAAGGUUUCAUCCAAAGAAAAUCAAAAGAAGGCCUAAUUAAAACCAAAAGAAAGAGAAAGAAGCUGAAAGUGAAAAUAGGAUAUGAAGAAAUUUUUCUUUAAAAUACAUAAAUUUGUUAUAGCAAUUUAGCAUUGAUUCUAAUAAAUAUUUUAUCUGAAAUGUU
Molecule: messenger RNA, 1659 nt
Organism: Callithrix jacchus (white-tufted-ear marmoset)
Lineage: Eukaryota; Metazoa; Chordata; Mammalia; Primates; Cebidae
Source: RefSeq, a predicted model, not a curated record